This is a messenger RNA of Prorocentrum cordatum, 795 nucleotides long. The record is from the annotation of a GenBank genome assembly. NCBI's taxonomy places the organism in Eukaryota, Dinophyceae, Prorocentrales, Prorocentraceae.
AUGGCCGAUGACAAGACUGCGUGGCGAGGGCGGCGAAGCGAGGCCGCGAAGGCGCAGAACUCCCUGGCAGAGGAGUUCGAGCUGGACACGGUGUCUCUCCGCCCAACGGCCCAGGCAGUGGUGGACCUCUUCACGGCACUGUGCGACGUCGUGCCUGCCGAGCGCGCGCCGGAGCUCUGCGCAGCGAGGGACAAGUGGGUAGAGAAUGGUGGCGGUGGAUCCUUUCCCGGGCUACCAGAUCCUGGAGCGGACGAGGACGCCGACGACGGGCCCGACGGGAGCGAGCGGGUCCCUGGACACGCAGAGUGCCGGGCGCAGGCGGGCAAAGCGUUUCGGUUGAAAAGCAGGGCCUUCAUACUCACCUUCAAUUGCUUGGCCUUCGUCGCGCCCCCGGAGUUGUGGCAGGCGUGCCAAUCGUGGGUAGAGGGUCGGAAGAAGGAGUUUGGCAUCACUUACUGGAGUGCAACCAUGGAGGAGUCCCUGCAUUCAACUGACACUGGCCGCGUGCACUUGCACUGCUACUUUCCUGGCGCGAAUUUCACCUACGAGGUAUGGCUCCGGAAGACACCACUCAUGUUGACGACCAACAACUGGACGUACGAUGAUUACUCUUUCGCUGACAAGAACUGGAUCCAGACGAACGCAGUGGAGGCGUUCGUCGGAGAGCCCGCGUGGGAGGCGAGGGUCGCGGCCCCAGCGCCAGCGACGCCCCCGCGGAGGUGGGCCCCGAGGCGCCGGGAGGCCCCCGCGGGCGCGAGCCCGGAGCACAAGCGGGGCGGGGAGACUCCCAGCUAG